AUGUUUUAUUUUUCCUUUUUAAAUUUUUUUUUUCUUUCUUCAUCUGUUUUCAUUUUUCCGCUUUUCCUUAUUUUUUUCAAUUUUUUUUAUUUUAUUUUUACAAUAAUUCUCUCGUUUUUCUUUCUUAAUUUCUUUCUUUUCUCCUUCUUUGUAUCUUCAUUCCCGUCCGUAGCUUCAUUUAUUUCCCUCCCUAUUUAUUUAUUUUCAAAUGCUUCCUUUCUUUCUUUCUUUCUUUCUUUCUUUCUUUCUUUCUUUCUUUUUUCCCAUUAUUCAUUCUUUCAUUCCUCUUUACUUUUCCAUCUUUGUCUUUCUUUUAAUUAUCUUCACCGAGUUUUUUCUUUCUUUCUUUUUUUUUUCUUUCUUUCUUUCUUCAACCUUCCCACCCAUUUUCCUCGACCUACUAAGUUUUUUCUCUUUCAUUCAAAUAUCUGUAAACUACUUGUUUCUCACUCAUCUAUUUUUUAUUUGUCUCCGCAUCUAUGUGCAAAUAUUUCUAUACGAUGCCAUCGGCCUUGGACACAAACUCAUGGAAGUAACAGUCAGCAGCCGUGUAUAUCGUUCCGUGAAUUCUGA
Acanthosepion pharaonis is the source of this 573-nucleotide messenger RNA. The record is from the annotation of a GenBank genome assembly. NCBI's taxonomy places the organism in Eukaryota, Metazoa, Mollusca, Cephalopoda, Sepiida, Sepiidae.